Messenger RNA from Brienomyrus brachyistius, 3576 nucleotides. Its product is annotated as vWFA and Collagen domain-containing protein. Bases 177 to 3029 code for a protein of 950 amino acids. Lineage: Eukaryota; Metazoa; Chordata; Actinopteri; Osteoglossiformes; Mormyridae. The record is from RefSeq and is a predicted model, not a curated record. The transcript has 29 exons.
AGAUGGUUUCGUAUAAAAGGCGCUUCUCCUCCUGGCCGCGAAUCAAACCCUGCGCUCCUGUAAGUUUUAUGUGUCAGUCCUACUACAGCCGCUUUUGAUAUUCUCUUCACGAGCGAAUAUAUUAAUUUGGCAUUUGGAAUAGAGGUUUGAUAUAUUGGGAAGCCUGCUGAGAUACAAUGAAGACAUGGAUGCUGGGGUGGACUCUGAUGUUCCUGCUGCUGCAGCAUGCCCAGCCGACUCAGGUGGAAAACUGUGCAGGCUGUAGCACGGCAGCCAUGGACCUGGUCUACAUCCUCGACGGCUCUUCCAGCGUGGGUGUUUCCGAUUUCGACACGGCCAAGAGGUGGCUCAUUAACGUCACCAGCAGCUUCCUGGUGGGCCCCCAGUACACACGGGUGGCGGUGGUCCAGUACAGCGAUACGCCACGGCUAGAGGUCCCGCUGGGUUUGCACCAGAGCGCUCACGACCUCAUCCGGGCCAUCGGCGCCAUCAGCUACCUGGGCGGCAACACUCAGACGGGACGUGCCCUCAGGUUUGCCAGCGAGCACGUCUUCCCCCCGGCCUCCAGCGCCUGGUCGCCCAGGCCGGCCCGGCACCGCAUCGCCGUGGUGGUGACAGACGGCAAGUCGCAGGAUGACGUGGUGGACGCCGCCCUGGAAGCCCGAGCCCAGAACAUUGUGCUGUUCGCCGUGGGAGUGGGCAGCGAGGUGGCCAGCUCCGAGCUGGUCUCCUUUGCCAACAGGCCCUCGUCCGCGUACGUGCUGUACGCCAAGGACUACACCACCAUUGGGUACAUCCUGGGCGCCAUGCAGCAGAAGCUGUGUGAGGAGUCUGUUUGUCCAGCACAAAUCCCUGUGGGUUUGAAGCACGAGAAGGGAUUCGAGCUGAUAUCGGGAAUGAGGAUUGAGCGGAAGGCCGUGAAGGUGCCGGGCUCUCUGCAGUCGGAGGGGGCCUACAUGCUGAGCCACGCAGUGGACAUCACCGAGAGCACUAGGGGGGUCUUCCCCGAGGGCCUGCCCCCGGCCUACGUGUUCGUGGCCACGCUGAGGCUGAAGGAGCCCACCGACCGGGAAGCGUUCGACCUGUGGAGGAUCCUGUCCAGGGAUGGCGCCGUGCAGGUCGCCGUGACGCUCGACGGCAAAGGCGGAUCCAUCGCGUUCAGCACCACCAGCACCAACAGCCAGCUGCAAUCGGCUCGCUUCGGCGAGGGGGCCGUUAAGAGGCUGUUCGAUGGCGACUGGCACCACCUGAAGCUGCAGGUUCAGCCCCGCAGCGUCGCCUGCUUCCUGGACAACGUGCUGGUGGCAGAGAGGCUCCUGGACCAGGUCAUGCCCAUCUACAUCAACGGCCGGACGCAGGUCGCCAAGGCAACCAGGACAGGAGUCAGCGUCCCGAUCGAGGUGCAGAAGCUCAGGCUGUAUUGUGACCCACAGCAGGCGGAGAGAGAGACAGCAUGUGAGAUCAUCUCUGUGUGCCCUGCAGACCGAGCCCCCAGUGUGGAGCACUGUCGCUGCCCCCGUGGGUAUCCAGGCCCCCCUGGCCCUCCGGGGCCCAUGGGUCUCCAUGGACUGAAGGGCCGUGAAGGCCCCCCCGGCCCUGACGGUAAGCCUGGGAAGCCGGGCCAGCCAGGAGUUCCCGGAGAAGCAGGUCCGGCUGGGAACGAGGGUGAACCGGGAUCGCCAGGCCCAACGGGAUAUGCUGGACCACCAGGACUCAAGGGUGAUCGAGGACUGCAGGGGCCCCCAGGGAGGACCGGGCCGCCAGGGAGGACCGGGCCCCCAGGACCCGUGAUUAAAGGCCCAGCUGUGACGCGGUUAAACUUAGCCGCUGUGGCACAUCACUGGAAAAAGGUAUCGGGAAGCUCAGGGGAGAUCGGCCGGCCCGGACCAAUCGGCAUGCCGGGCGCAGAGGGCCAGAAGGGUGAGAAAGGUGAUCCUGGAUUCCCUGGCUCUGAAGGUCCCCGGGGCGACCCGGGGCUGCAGGGCCUCCCUGGUGACAUGGGACCUGUUGGGCCUCAGGGAGAAAAGGGGAUUCCUGGAUUCGCCGGAAUGCCAGGACCAAAGGGACCGGCGGGCCUUCCUGGUUCCACCGGCCCUCCUGGGACUGAUGGCCUCAAAGGCUCCAAGGGGAAUCCGGGGGAGCGCGGAGUACAGGGUUCUCAGGGAUUUCUCGGACCCAAGGGUGAGCCCGGUGAGCCUGGGGUUCAGGGGUCACCAGGAAUCAUGGGAAUGCCAGGAUUUAAAGGGCACAAGGGUGAAGUGGGUGAACCGGGACCAAAAGGGAGUCAGGGUGAGCGAGGGGGUGACGGACCACCUGGGAGCUCAGGAACACCCGGUGAUGCUGGUCCCAGAGGGAUUAAAGGCGAGAAAGGAAUGACAGGAGACUCUGGAUUCCGGGGUCCAGAGGGGAGAAAGGGAGACACGGGACCUGCAGGCGCCACUGGACCACGUGGGUCUCCUGGCCAGGAUGGCUCACCAGGACAACCGGGUGCUCCUGGGUAUCCAGGGAAACCUGGAAAGCCACCCUCAGACGAGCACCUGAUGAAGCUCUGCAGAAAUGUCCUACACAAUGAGUUGCCUCAGCUUUUGCUAACAAUGACUCCUCCGAGCUGCCAGACCUGUGUGGGAAAACAAGGCCCCCCGGGCGAGCCGGGCCCCCCAGGGCCUAAGGGCACAAGUGGCCCCCCGGGUUACCCGGGAAGCGCUGGCUCUCAGGGCUUCCCUGGCCCCCCCGGUGUACAAGGACCCCAAGGAAUCAAAGGUGAUGUCGGGCCAGUGGGACCAAAAGGACCCAAAGGGGAUGGAGAAGAGGGACUGCCAGGUCCUCCUGGCCUUGUGGGACCUCCAGGGCUGCCGGGCAAUGAUGGGGAGGGUUUGCCUGGACCCCCAGGCUUCCCUGGACAGGCUGGUGUUUCUGGAAUCCCAGGGGAGCGAGGCCCGCCCGGCCCAGCCGGCUCCUGUGAUGUCGCACUCUGCUACCAAGCCUACGGCCUGAGAAACGAGCAUUUCAGCAAGGGGCCUGGUCCCUAACACCACCGCAGCGUCUUGGAGGGCCUUCAGACCUACAGCAGAAGAACAGCUCCUCCGGAUGAGAUGUGUUUGAGGACAACGUUUGAGGAAAUGGAGCAUUUUAGUGAUAAGAACAUAAAGUGGCAUGUCACCUCCGAUCAGAUGCACAUCACCUUAGCAAAGCUACUUCUAUGCUGGAUGCCGGACACAAGACAUUCAGAUGUGUGUAGAUCAACAAAACCUCACUUAUUUUAAUGGCUUACAUUUAAUAGAAAUAUGUUUUUCUUUUUUAAAGUCUACUGACCUAAACCGAGUACCUAUACAUGCCAUCCCAGAAGAUCAAAUACAUGGGUUUUAGCAAUAUUAUUUGUAGUGUAUGUACAUUAUCCACUAUUUAUGAAAUUAAUGUAUUUAUUUGAUAUUUCAGUUAAUGUUACAUUUAAGUUUUCCACUCCCUCAAGUGCCGAGUGUCCUGAACCUGUCAGAUCACAACCCCUGCCAUUUAGUUCACAUAUGCGGCACUGAACUUUUCUAAAAGUAAAUAGUAUUGUUUAAUUGUCUAUGUUUU